AGUGAGCAGAUCAGUAAGAGUCAGUCGCAGGUGGACCGCUUGUACGUUUCGCUGAAGGACCUGGUGGAGGAGCGCAAGAGCCGCCUGGAGCAGCAGUACUGGCUCUACCAGCUCAACCGCGAGGUGGAUGAGCUGGAGCAAUGGAUCGCUCAGAGGGAAGUGGUGGCUAGUUCGCCCGAGCUGGGACAGGACUUUGAGCAUGUCAGCUUGCUCCAGGAGAAAUUUACAGAGUUUGCAUCAGAGACAGGCAGCGUGGGUCAGGAACGCGUGACGGCUGUCAAUCAAAUGGUGGACGAGCUUAUCGAUUACGGCCAUGCCGAGGCUGCCGUCAUCGCCGAGUGGAAGGACGCCGUCAACGAGUCAUGGGCUGAACUGCUGGAGUUGAUAGAGACACGAGCACAGAUGCUGGCUGCCUCGCACCAGCUGCACAAGUUCUUUGCCGACUGCCGGGAGGUUCUGUCUCAGAUUGAGGACAAGCACCGCAGGUUACCGGAGGUGCGCAUCUGUCAGAGCAGUACGGCCAACACCAGCACGCUGCAAAGGCUGCUGCACGGCUUCGAGCAGGAUAUCCAACUGCUGGUCACUCAGGUGCGUCAGCUGCAGGAGAGCGCGGCCCAGUUGAGGACCGUGUAUGCCGGUGAGAAAGCGGAAGCCAUUGCCUGCCGCGAGCACCAAGUUAUGCAAUGCUGGAAGGAGCUGCUCACCUCGUGCGAGGAGUGUCGGCUACAGAUCACCACUGAGACGGACAAGCUCAGGUUCUUGGGCCUUGCUCGCGAUCAGAUCAUGUGGAUGGACUCCAUCCUCUGCCAGAUCAACACGGGGGAGAAGCCAAGGGACGUGUCAUCUGUAGAAGUUCUGAUGAACUAUCACCAGAGUCUGAGGAACGAGGUGGACGCCCGGAGUCAGAGUGUGAUGGAAUGUAUCGACAUGGGAAAGAUGCUGCUGGCGGCAAGGAACCCUGCAGCUCACCAGAUCAAGGAGAAGCUGGACCAGGUUGUCGCUAAGCAACACGAGCUGUCUGUGAAGUGGGACAAGCACUGGGAGGCCCUCCAGCAAC
Messenger RNA from Hippocampus comes (tiger tail seahorse), 1057 nucleotides. Its product is annotated as spectrin beta chain, non-erythrocytic 4-like. Gene Ontology annotation, molecular function: protein binding. The annotation marks the transcript as partial. The record is from RefSeq and is a predicted model, not a curated record. The transcript has 6 exons. NCBI's taxonomy places the organism in Eukaryota, Metazoa, Chordata, Actinopteri, Syngnathiformes, Syngnathidae.